Calliphora vicina (urban bluebottle blowfly) is the source of this 6123-nucleotide messenger RNA. Its product is annotated as myb-like protein AA. NCBI's taxonomy places the organism in Eukaryota, Metazoa, Arthropoda, Insecta, Diptera, Calliphoridae. The record is from RefSeq and is a predicted model, not a curated record. The transcript is spliced from 5 exons. Gene Ontology annotation, molecular function: mRNA binding. Gene Ontology annotation, cellular component: nucleus; cytoplasm. Gene Ontology annotation, biological process: negative regulation of translation.
UGUAUUGUUGUUGUUGGGUUUUUUGUUGUUUUACUUGCAUGACUGGGGCUUGUAUGAAAUUUUAGUAGAAACAACGAUCACACUCGUAUACUGACUAUUGAACGGUGAAUGUGUACGUACGUGGUUAUAUUUUCAGAAAGCGCGUAAUUUUUGUUAUUAAACAUUUUUUUUCCCAAUUAAAACAACAAAAAUCUAACACACCUUACCUUUACAAAAAAUUAAAUUAAAUAAAUUUCUUUAAUUAAAGAAAUCUAUAAAUUAAAAAAAAAAAUUUCUCCUUAACGCGUUAAGUGUUUUUGUUUAUAUUAAAAAAAUUUCACAAAAAAUAAAUAAAUAAAAAUUUAUUUAUUUACCCAUAAAAGUAUUUAAUUUUUAUUAAAUAUCAAUAAUUAUAACAUAAAAAAUCAACAAAAUAGUGCCAAUAGUUUAAAAAAAGAAGCAAACACAUUAAUAUUAUUAACAAAAUAAAAAAAAAAGUAAUAAAAAUGUAUGCCUAAUUUACUACAACUGUGUGUGUUUAAUAGAAAAGUAGCAGCAACAACAAAACGGCCUUUCUUCCUUCACUAAAAUCUACAACAACAUCAAUACAAGCAGCAGCAACAAAAUCAACGUUAUUUAUUUGUAUAUGCAGAGAGUGUAUAUAUGGAAAAAAAUACAGUGUUUGUGUGUGUGUUUUAAAUAAAAGUAAAUGAAAGAAAAUCAACAACAACAACAGCCGCACUACUAUACAAAAAUUAAAGCAAAAAUAGAAACAACAAAAAUGCAGUUACUUAUUUUUGACAAAUGAGUACAAUAAGAAAAUUAAUAAAAAUAGAGAGAGAGGCAAAUAUUAAAUAUAAAAAAGAAGAAAAGAGAGCAAGUGUUUAUUAAAAAAGCAAAAGAAAACAGCUCCAAUAAAACAAGAAAAAUUAUUAAAUUAAAUAGCAAAAAAAGCCUUUAAAAAUAAUUAAAAUAAAAGGAAAACACAGUUUCUAACAACAAACAACAAAACAAAUAAAAUGAAAACCUAUUAAUAAUAAAAAAAAACAAAAAGAAAAUUUCCUCAAAUCAAAGCUAAAUUUAAAUAAAUUCCCCACAAAAUCUGCAAAAUUUACUGCAAAAUACUUAAAAUUUUGAAUGUAAUUUGUGUAAAAUGUCAGCUGAUAUAGAAAUUACCAGCGUUUUGGGCACCAAUGGCCAGCCUUUACCCAUACACGGUACCGGCUUGGGCUCCACCUGGGCGGCUCCCGUCAAACAAGAGCGACCCGAUGAUGCCGAAAUCCAAGAGUUGGCCGCCAAAAUGAAAGAGGCCCAAAAAGAUGCCUUAGCCAAACAGCAGCAACAGGCGGCCCAACUGGCCCUGCGCCAGGCCAAUGGCGGCAUGCAGCCUCCAGUAGCCGCCAAUGGCCAAACCAAUAUACUCAACUACUUAAAUCGCCCGCAAAAACCCGCCAAUGGCUCCGUCACCUCCAAUGGUCGUUCCUCCAGCACCGAUGACAACAAGAAACCGCCCUGUGAUGAGGAAUCACAAAAGGGCCAUUUCGGCUGGACCACAUUUGGCAAAACCUAUAUACCCUAUAUAUACCGGCAACAGGAAAAAUACUGUUCGGUGCGCAUGAUAGAAAUGAAACUAUUGGGUAAAUAUCUAAAUUGCCUGCAUCCCGACAUCUAUUCCAGCUGCACUUGUGUACGUUCCUACUAUAUAACCGAGGCGGAGGCUAGACUGUUUAUAGAAAUCAAUCACAAACACUGUGAUGGUGAAUUUGGCCGUGAUAUGUUUACGCAAAAGGAUUUGGUGGUGCGUCUGUCGGAUGCCACCAAAUUCUAUCAGUUCUUGGAUAUUUGCUAUCGCAAAUUGAUAUCGGGCAGCAAAUCGCCCUCGGAAAAAUGUGGUUUUAUACGCAUAAACAAAGAGUCGGUGGUGCCGUAUACGGUGCGCAAUGGUGAACAGGUGGUGCCUUUGUUUUAUUUCGAAGGCGAAACUGAGAAUCUUAAGCAAAAGGCCGACUUAUUGUCCGGCUGGGAUUUGGCGUAUUUGAAGUUUUGCUGCAAGGUUCAGGGUAUACGCAAUGAACUGUUCUCCAGUGAAAAUGUGGCGGUCAUAAGCCUUACAGAUAUCAAAAGCUAUUUUCCCAAUGGCACAGAAUUUGAGGAUUAUUGGCCCAGCAAAGUGGUGGACUCAAAUUUGCUUAUAGGCAAUCGAUCGAAUGCCAAUAAUUCGGUGAAUUGGACAAGGCAACCCUCACAGCCACCGCCAAAAGUUCUAACACAAACGAGUAUGCAGCAAAAGCAGCAACAACAACAACAUCCCUCAGCGGCCGCAGCAGCAGCGGCGGCAGCCCAACAGCAACAAAUCAUGAAACGUGGUCAGACGGCAGCAGCUGUAGCGGCAGCUGCCUCAGCAUUUAAUGCCCAAAAUAUUUUGCAACAGCCCAAUGCGGCAGCAGCUGCAGCGGCUCAUAGAAUGCACUCGAAUGCAGCUUUAGCAGCACAAGCUGCCACCGUACAGGCUAUUGCAAAUGGUUCCUGGAUGUCUCAGCAACAAAAUUCCCUACCUUUAAUACAUGCUCAAAUGUUAGCUUCACAGCAGGCGGCAGCCCAACAAAAUCAUGCCGCCAAUUCCCGCAAUCAAUAUCGCAAUCCCAUGGAGAAUCUCAUUUUGAAUAAUCGCCAACCCUAUGGAGCGUACAACAAUGCCACCAUAUCAAUGCAACCGGUGAAUAGUCAUGGCCAGGGUAAUGCUCCACCUCCCCUAGUACGUUCGGCAGGACAACAAAAUGCCAAUCAUAUGUCUAGUAUCGAGCAAACGUUGCUGCAACAACAACAACAACAAACACAACAACAGAGACCCUCCCAAACAGUAAACCAACAACAAAGACACAUAAAUACCUCCCUGAAUCCCGUACAUUCUCCCAAUAGCUUGAGCAAUCACAAACAAUCACACUCUCCCUCCACGGCCUCGGCCUCUUCAAAUGCCAAUGCUUUGCUGGCGAAUAAUUUCAAUUUAGCUGCCUCUUCGGCACCGGCCACGCCACAAGAUUUCAAUAAUCUGGCUUUGUGGAAUCAAUUAACGCCCAGCCAACGUUUGGCUUUGACCCAGCAAUUUAAAAAUUCUGGCAGUUUAUUGGGCAAUAAUGCUAAGAAUCCUUUCCCUCCCUUGCCUUCUUUACCCCUGGAUACAGAUUUAAUUACCAUGUUGGACUACAAUCCCAAUAAGGCAAAAUCCACAACGCCAAGUGCUAGUGCAGCCUCACCACAGGCUACUGAUACAGCUGCACGCAAUAACAAUGGCCAGUUUACUAAGCCUCAUGUGCCGCCCUUGAUUCCCGUCAAUAAUUUAGAGGCUCAGCGUAAAGCUCAACGUCCCACUGCUGGCUCUGGUCCAGCGGCCAGUACAGUACCUUUAAAUUCUUCCGCCGCCCUGGAAGAUUUUGAAAAGAAAUUCAAAAUGAACGAUGAAAUGAGAGCGGUAGUUCAAAAGGUACUAUCAAAUCCAGAUCUCUCUACGUUCAUACAAACUAAUGCCUCCAAUACCUUUGUGCCUUUUAUCUCGCCGCCCAUAUCACCGGCUAAUGGGGCUUUGGGUGUUGGCGGCACUUCAGUGUCUAUAGUACCUAAUCCCCAUGUAACCAUAACGCCACAACUGCCUUCACACUUUGCCCACAGUAGUGCAGCGCACUCGCCUUCCUCCGCCUCCUCUAGCUCCUCCUCAACGGGAGGCAGCCGGCAAAAGAGUGUCAUAUGCUCCACAAAUACGAUGGCAGCUUCAUUGCUGCCUUCACCCUCCACCUCUUCUUCAUCGUCCUCCUCCUCCUCCCAUUCGCCCUCGGCCGGUCGAACGAAACUGACUGCAUACAACCACCACAACCACCACCACCUUAACCACAACUCGUACACUUCACAACCACAACUUUCCUCCUCUUCUACUACACCCACACCAAUGGAAGUAAUCGAUUUAUCUUCCCCCCGAAGGUCUCUGCAAGCUGCCUCAGUCUAUUUGCAACAACAACAACAGCAGCAACAACAACAACAGCAGCAGCAGCAACAACAGGCGGCUGCCGCAGCCGCGGCCCAGCAACAAAGCCAACAGAGAUUGGCGGCGGCCGCCGUGGCUCAACAUCACUCGCAGCAAAAUGGUCGCAGCUCAUCAAACUCAUCUGCCUCCUCCCAGGUCAACUCGGCCAGUAUGCAUUUACAGCGUCACGCCCUGGCAGCAGCAGCCGCGGCCGACAAUGCCCAGCGCCUGAAUGUUAUACCCGAAAUACCCGCCAACAAUCUAAACAUGCAGCCCUACAAAGUGCAAAAGGUCUAUGUGGAGAACAAUCUGGUGCCGUGUAUCAAUAUGAAGGCCUACAAUGACAAUGAGCAGCUGAUGACAUUGACCGAUUUCCAGAAGUACUUCUAUCCCCAAGUACCUUUGGAUCAGUGCAAGCGUUUGAUCGAGGCUUUGGGUGUGGAACUGUACAAGGGCAAUAGACACCAAUUAAAGGUUUUGAUGGAGCAUGACCGGCAACACAAUGAGAAUAUACCGCUGGUGCAAGUGCGUGACAUUUUGAAAUACAUGACCCAACUGACAUUCAUGAUAAGAAAUCAAGAGCAACCACCCAAUAAGAGAUCGCGUAUAAGCUAGGAAUUGGGCUGGGGAGGACAACAUGCACAAGCAGCAGCCGCAGCAGUAGCAGCUGCAACAUCGGCAACAUCAGCAACAUCUCAAGAACAACAUCACAACCACCACCAACACCAACCACAAACACAAAGAGAGUCUUCCUCUUCCAGACAUCAUUCCACAAAUGGUGCUGCGAAAGCGGAAAACUCUAUUUCUUCAGCUGCUGCUAAUAGCAGUAGCAGCAGCAGCAGUAUCAGUAAUAAAUCAAACGCAAAUUCUAGCCACAAAACACCUUUAGCACCACCGCCACCUCACAAUGCGCUUGAUAUGUUGUACUCCCCGUUGUCAUCCUCAUCCUCUACAUCAUCAUCAGCCACCUCAGCUUCCUCAGCAGCCCGACAACAUUUAUUGCAACAGCAGCAAAAUGCUUUGCAACAAUUCCAUCAGCAUCAACAGCAACUCUUACAGCAACAUCACCAGCAUCAGCAGCAGCAACAACAACAACUACAACAUGCUGAGAAAGCAGCAGCAAACCAAAGUAAAACCAGUUCAAGUUCUUCUGGCUCCCACUCGCAUAAAACCAGUGGCAAUAGUAGUUCCUCCACCUCCGCUUCCACUACGGCCAGCUCUGCUGCCCAAAGACUGUCGGCCGCCCAUCAAUUAGCCGCCGCUGCUGCUGCAGAAAGUGCAGCUGCUUAUUAUUCAGCAGCGGCGGCAGCUGCUGCCACCAUGUUAAGUCCUCCCCUAAGUGCUGCGGCCGCCAAUUCUACCUUGAGUGCCGUUAAUCCAUUUGCCAAUCCCUUUGAUUGGUUGGGUGCCUCUAACACAGCGGCCGCUGCCUCAUCAGCUGCUUCAGCCGGCCACAAACGUUCCAGUUCUGCAUCUUCAAACAACUCCAGUUCCUCCUCAAACCACCAGCGUAAUGCUAAUACAGCUCACUCUUCCCUGGCGGCCACCGCUAGUGAUUUUCUGUCCAUGUUUAGCAGUGGCCAUGCAAACUCUUCUGCUAAUCACAAUAACACAGAUAAUCAUCAUCAAAGAUCUUCGUCGAAUGCCUCAGCCUCUUCGUUGGCUUCCAGCUCCUCCACAGCCACAGUGGGUAAUAAAUCCUCCAACUUUUCAGUGGCUUCUUUAACCUCAAAUAGCAACAACCACAACAACAGCUCCACCUCCAGUAAUAAUGCAAACAAUCAUAACAGUGCGUCAGCAAAUGCUGCCUCCACGGCCUCUGCCUCUUCGGCUACAUUGGCUGCCCAUGCGGCCGCCGCCUCGGCAGCUUUAUUCGGUGUAGCCGCUCCCUUUUCAGCACCCGCUUUAGUUAAUCCCUAUCCUCCUCAUCUGCCGGGAGUUGCGGCAGCCGGUGCCCAUGGCCUACCCUCGCCCACUAUAUAUCCACCCACACCACCGCCUUCGGCUCCUUGGAUACAUCCCUGGUAUGCUGGUGACACUUUCUAAACGGAGAACUAAGUAAGAUUAUUUGUUUUUUUAUUUAUUUCUUGUACUGUAGUUAGUAUUCAUUUACGUUUCACUUUCAAAAA